AUGUCAUUAGCUGGAUAUUCCAUACAACCAGUCAACAUUCAUAUCCUCACCUGGUAUGAAUCACCCGUUCUGGACGACGGGCUGCACACAGUUAACUUGUCAAAGUUUGUGGUAGAUGUGGACUACGCGAUCAUCACCGUGGGCCUGACGACACCUGUGGGUAGUACCUCGACCAUAAUUGUGGAUGAUUCUAACACCGAAAUCAAGCAUCAAGGUAGUGGAUGGAAUAUGAGUGGACGCAUCUUUAAUGAUGAACGGAGGCUGGGCACAUGGGCCACCGUUAGGAAAUUCAACUCAUCGCAUGGACUCCUUGGCCAAUGCCUUUCAAACCUUUGUCCAGGCAGUAGCAUCGCAGUCUUCGCCGUUUUUGGAUGGACUGGGACCGGAAGCCUUACUCUCGAUUUUUCUCUGGACAACCAAACUACUAUCUCGGUGGUCAGCAUACCAUCAGGCUCAACUCCUCCCCAUCAGGAAACACCGAAUUAUCAAUUUCUCUCAUCCAACCUUACCUCAGGCAACCAUACACUCUUUGCAAAUGACACUGACACGAUUGGAAACCAGACGUUCGUUUUCGAUUAUCUCACCUAUAUUCCAUCGUUCGAGUUACUCGCGAACAAACCAGACUUCACGGACACGGGCACUGUAUUACCAACACCUGGAGCAGUAGCGGCUCCCACGCAAGGGAAUGGCAACUGCAAGCAUGUAAAUACUAGCGUUAUCGUUGGUUGCGUGGUGGGGGGUCUAGUGGGCCUGACGUUUCUCGCUGCUUUUGCAUUUAUCAUAGCCCGCCGAUGGCAUAAACUCAAGGCAGAGUCAGCGCUUGUUUCUCCUAGACCGAUGGAUACGCAAAACAUGAAUACAUAUGCCAGUACAAAUUCCACGGGCGCACAGGCCCAGUCACCAAGUGUCCAAAGUUUCGCUUCCCCUGUCAACGAUAAGAUCAAGACUCUACGCCAUAAUGGUCCGCCAUGGCCCACACCAAACCCUGUGCUAUACCCUUUGCGGUACGGGGAAUCGACAAUGACCAGUCUGCCAGGUAGUGCGGUGUCAGGACGAGAUACGAACCCCACACAGGCUCAAAUGAACGAGCUACGUAGGAGACCUGAUGAUAUAACUUCGUGA
Molecule: messenger RNA, 1122 nt
Organism: Lentinula edodes (shiitake mushroom)
Lineage: Eukaryota; Fungi; Basidiomycota; Agaricomycetes; Agaricales; Omphalotaceae
Exons: 5
Coding region: 1-1122 (373 amino acids)
Source: RefSeq, a predicted model, not a curated record